ACUAAAUCCACUAACCCCUACAAGUUCCACCACCUUCAAUCCGUAUAUUGUAUUGUACAUAGAAAAGAAGUCUAGGAAACACCAGGCGCUCAAGACAUCGCCCUCUGGCGCGCACCCUUCGAAUAGACUCACUCUUACUCUCGAAUUUCGGCUCGUCCUGUCUGUAUACCUGAUAUGCGUCAAUUAUAGCUGAAAGGCGCACCCUGUCUGCCUCCAUGCCACACCCUUAAAAACGUCCCCCGAUCGUGCCAGUGCCAACCUUUACCGACUCCCACUCUCCUCUCCCUAACGAUAUAGACUCUACCUUUGAUCCGACAUCAUGGCUUCCUACGGGAAUACUAUGCCCAUGGCCGCUCCUCGCCACGGCCAGCAGGCCGCUUACGGUGCGCCAAUGCAGAUGCAUGGCCAAAUCCCCUUACAAGGACCGCCCGCCCCUGCUGGCACCUUCGCUCCAGGCACCAAGAUACAGGUCGGCAACCAUAGGGUAGUGAUUCAGAAAUACUUGUCCGAGGGUGGAUUUGCACAUGUCUAUCUGGUGAAGAUGCCACAGCCUAUCAAUGGAACUGACCAAGCCGUGUUGAAGAGAGUCGCCGUGCCGGACAGGGAGACUCUUCGUGGGAUGCGGACUGAGGUUGAGACAAUGAAACGACUCAAAGGACAUAAAACAAUUGUCACAUACAUCGACUCGCAUGCAUCAGAGCUGAGCGGUGGCGGUUACGAGGUCUUCUUGCUUAUGGAAUAUUGCAAUGGAGGAGGACUGAUCGACUUCAUGAAUACCCGGUUACAACAUCGUCUUACCGAGCCCGAGAUUUUGAAUAUUUUCUCAGACGUUGCAGAAGGUGUUGCUUGUAUGCAUUAUCUAAAGCCACCUUUGCUACAUCGAGAUUUGAAGGUCGAGAACGUCCUAAUUACGAUGCAUGGAUCCCGGAGGAAAUUCAAGUUGUGCGAUUUUGGCUCGGCUGCACCGCCGAGAGCCGCACCUCAGACGGUCGUAGAAUGCCGCCUGGUGGAUGAAGAUGUCCAAAGGCAUACUACAUUACAAUAUAGAAGUCCCGAGAUGAUUGACGUAUACCGGAAACAACCGAUUGACGAGAAGUCGGACAUUUGGGCCCUGGGCGUACUUCUUUAUAAGCUCUGCUACUAUACUACACCCUUUGAGGAACAAGGACAACUUGCUAUCCUAAACGCAAGUUUUAGGUUCCCUAGCUAUCCUCCCUUUUCGGAUAGACUAAAAAAACUAAUUGCAUCUAUGCUACGGGAAGACUUGCGAUCUCGGCCAACCAUUUACCAAGUGCUCCGAGAAAGCUGCUUGAUGCAGGGUAUCGAUGUACCCAUACAUGAUAUUUAUUCUGGAAAAUCUCGAUCAGAUGCAAGAAGCGACAAGCAGCCAUCUUCAGGUAGGGAUAGCAGGGGCACUCCAGGCAUAGGUGCAGUAUAUUCUCCACCACCACAACCGCAAACUCAGGCGAUACCCGAGGUUACGCCCAUGAGGCGUGGAAGGCCAUCUGCUGCUAGUCAGUCUGUUCCAAGCCAGUCUACGCCAAAACAAGCGCCAAAACCGAGCCCAUCUCCAGCGAGGGUUACAAACGGCGACCCGUUCGCUGCUCUCGACUCCAAGACGGGAUCAAAAAUCGAUGCGGACGAAUUAUCAUCGAGAUUCCCAACACUCGAUCAGUUCUCUCUCUUACACGACCAGGGCACGAAGUUUGAUUUCGACAGCUCGGCACCCCUUGCGGAUCCACCACUAAGCCAACGUGUUACCGACCAGCUUGCAGAUGAUGCUUUUGCUAGGCCUCAAUCCACAGUGGGAGCGGCCCCCUCAAGCCAGCGACAGUCGUCAGAUCUAAACCGAGUGAGGUCGGUAAACGCUGCGACUGAUAUACGAAGGUCGUCUCCCCCACCCGGCUCUAUUAACAAGCCUAGUUCUGCUCCUCCUAAGCCUGCGGAGAUGAGCCGUGCCUCAGCUAUAAUCUCUAGCAAUCCCGAGCUCCAAGCUAUUUCAUCUCCGCCUCAGGUUUCGCAAGAUACAGCAAAGCCGGCCAUGGUGUCAAUCGGGACAAUGACCGGUGAUACACCUAGCCCUGAAAGACAAAUCCGAGAUUAUCCCCCAAUUCACCGAUUCCCCGUGGCGGAUCAACAGCGCGCAUCUAGCUUACCUACACAGCAACAGUUAACAGGCACUGGCCAAAAACGGCCGGAUUUGACUUAUCCAUUACGACCCACGCCAACUCCUCGUCUUGAUUCCUUCCCACCACAGCAAGGACAUGCCCGACACUCAUCCUCAUCGCGCCCAUCCCUCGAAGCUGGUCGACCGAGUGCCGAACAACUAGAUUCGCUAUCCAAACCGCCAAUUGGAGGACGUCCCAGGCCUGCUAGUACUUAUCUUGAAUCCGACAUAGACUACCUUCGAGAGCGGGAAGCGGCACCUAGGCCACUCCGUUCGCCUGGCUUUUCGCCAAAAUUGCGCGGAAAUUCCUUGUCACCGAGGCUUGAGCCCCAAGACGACACGGUGAUAGAAUCAAACGUGGACUUCCUCCGAUCGAUGGAGGACCCAGAUGGAAAAAAGAAGGAUAAAGGUAUCAAGCAGCAUGGGAAGCGUGCUAGUAUCACUUCCUUGUCUGGUACCAAAAAUAUCCUUGCUGGGAGGUUUGGGGAUGCUUUCAAACGGUUCGAGGGUAACCCUUCGGCUUCGGGUGCACGGACACCGUCUCCUCUUAAGGAUAUGGAACGUCACGAUCUAACCCCUAUCGCGGGGUCAGAAGCAACUGAUGGUCGUAGCGAUGACGGUCACCCUCUCGGGGAGCCCGAGAUGACGCCAGAGAUGCGACGGGAGCUAGAGGCCCAAGCCCUCGCCGAGGAGGAACGGCGGGUGGAGGCAGCGCAAGCUGAAUACAAGCAGCGAAUGGCGGCACGAGACGCCGGAGGCCCAUCGGCCCCGCUACCCAAGAGCAUCGGCGGCGUAUCACGGGCUGUGAGCAUACAGAACCGCGUGCAGAACCUGCUGGACGAGUCCCAGAAGUCCUCGCAGCAGGUCCAGCGCACGGCGACGGGAUACGGUAAGUUCUCGGACGCCGCCGUGGCGAAGACUCGCCCGGAGAAGCAGGCUCCCGAGGUCCCCAAGAAACUAGUCACCGGCGGACGCGGAAAUGGCCCUCCGCUCAUGCCGGUUUCUACCUCGGUCGAGGUUCCAAGAGGACGCGCCCCGGCUGAUCCGAGUUCGCCGAAUAAACCGACGCUUCCACCCAAACCUACGCACCUAAAUAAGUUACCAACAGGAGGUGGCAGCCGAGCGAGGUCACCACCGAAAGGACGAUCCGCUGGCCCAGCCCAACGGAGCUCUUCAGAGCAUCUUGCCGGCGUGGGGCUCCCCGGACGGCCGAUCCUAGAUAUGAGCUUCAAGGAGAAGGAGGACUACAUACAGGACUUUACCAAGCGAUAUCCGAGCUUGAGCUCGAUCGAGAUGGUAGAGCGCGACCUCGAUGACGAGGUGGACGGGAAGCCGAGCCGAUAACGCGUUCGACGAUAAUAUAAGGGGGAAGGGGAGGGGGGGUUGAGGCUUGGAAGAUGAGAUAGAAGAAUAGAAGCGGUAGAGGAGGGGCCACAACAAACAGGUUAUAGACAAGUUAAAGCCAAAGGCAAGAUAAAGCGGGAGCGGGGGUUUGAAAGUUAGCCAGCCAUCCAACGGGAUAUUUAUUUUAUACGUACUACUAUGUAUGUGUAUGUAAUGUACGGAACGUGUACGUGACCUUUUUUUUUUGUGGAGGCGGCGUUUUAGUACCUAUUAUUAGGUAUCUACCACUGCUACUACUACUACUAUGUUCGUUGUUCAAGUGGCGACGCCUGCGAGCAGACAAUUGUUAGACGUGGGAUUGGCGUUUGAAGCAAGAAAGGCAGGCAGGCAGGCAAUUGAAUAGUUACCCACCCGCAUCGGUUUCUUGAGUUAUUGAUUGUUGUAAUGUAUGGUACGGCGUGUUGUGUGUGUGCCUGCUAAUGUAUGUUAUGCUUUUGUUCGAUGUUCGAGGUGAAGAGGUUUUGUAAUAGACAUAAUAUCGUAUUAAUGAGAUUUGUGGAUGGGUUGUUGGCGAGGUGUAGGUAUUUGGU
Messenger RNA from Annulohypoxylon truncatum, 4101 nucleotides. RefSeq names its product kinase-like protein. The transcript has 3 exons. The record is from RefSeq and is a predicted model, not a curated record. Gene Ontology annotation, molecular function: protein serine/threonine kinase activity; ATP binding. The coding region runs from base 320 to 3511 and encodes 1063 amino acids. Gene Ontology annotation, biological process: protein autophosphorylation; actin cortical patch assembly; peptidyl-threonine phosphorylation. NCBI's taxonomy places the organism in Eukaryota, Fungi, Ascomycota, Sordariomycetes, Xylariales, Hypoxylaceae. Gene Ontology annotation, cellular component: cytoplasm.